GCACCAAAGCCUGCCUUAUGCGACUAAUUCUUGCUUCAGACCAAAGUAAUUCCCCGCUGAGUUCGCCUCCUCCAGUGUGCUUUUCACCAAUUUCCUGAAGAUAUUGUUCGCUUUGUUCUUCCUCUUCUCCACACGCAGAGGAAAAGUUUCUCUUGAUCCGCUCAUGUUCAUCGUUCCUUCCCCGUUGGUCCACUGGUCACCAUUGGUUGAAGUGAUCCUGCGGACUUACUGGCCCGUGCCGUGUUGAGGUGUAGCAGCAGCAUGGUUUUCUGGUGGUAAUUGACUUCUAUGAGAUCGACUGAUCAUCAUAGCAAACUGCUUCAAGAUUUAUUAUGAUCACUAUUGAUUGAAGAGUGGUUUGUAAGCUUCCAAUUUCUGCCAUUCUCAGAACAAGUCACUGUGGUGGUUUUGGUGGAUCUCCCUUGGCGAGUUUGUCUGAUCAAUGGCAGCCAUACUUGAAUCUUUGCUUGGAUCAUGUGCCAGUAAGUUGCAAAAUAUCAUUACAGAUGAGGCCAUACUAAUCCUUGGGGUGGAAGACGAUCUCAGAGAAGUCCUGCGACGAGUAGAACUAAUACAAUGUUGCAUAUAUGAUGCUGAGAAAAGGAGGACAAAAGAGCUAGCAGUAAACAAUUGGCUCGGCCAACUGAGAGAUAUUAUAUAUGAUGUUGAUGAAAUCCUGGACGUGGCUAGGUGUAAAGGAAGCAAGCUACUGCCUGAUGAUCCUUCAUCAUCAUCAAGCAAAUCGGCUGCAUGUAAAGGCCUCUCAGUUUCCUCUUGCUUUUGUAACAUUGGAUCACGUCGUGAUGUUGCUGUUCGGAUUAGAAGCCUCAACAAAAAGAUUGAGAACAUUGCAAAUGACAAGAUAUUCUUCACAUUCAACAAUAGUACACAGCCUCCUGGAAAUGGUCCAACAUCCAGACUGAUAAGAAGUUCCAACCUUGUUGAGCCCAACCUUGUGGGAAAGGAGAUCAUACAUUCCAGCAGGAAGUUGGUGGACUUGGUGCUUGCACACAAGGAAUACAAGUCUUAUAAGCUCGGUAUUGUUGGAAGGGGUGGAGUUGGAAAGACAACACUAGCUCAGAAAAUAUACAAUGACCAAAAAAUAAAAGGAAGCUUCAAUCUACAAGCAUGGAUUUGUGUUUCGCGAGACUACAAUGAAGUAACUCUUCUGAAAGAGGUUCUCCGGAAUAUUGGUGUGCAUCAUGAGCAAGGUGAAACCAUAGCAGAGCUCCAAAGGAAGCUUGCAGAAACAAUUGAAGGGAAGAGUUUCUUUCUGGUUCUAGAUGAUGUCUGGCAUUCCAAUGUAUGGAUGUAUCUAUUAAGGCCUGUAUUACAUGAAACAACAUCCAGAGUAAUAUUGGUAACCACACGAGAUGAUCAAAUUACAAGGAGAAUAGGUGUAGAGCAUACCCAUCGAGUUGAUCUCAUGUCAAUAGAGGUGGGAUGGGAGCUACUUUGGAAGAGCAUGAACAUUGAGGAAGAGAAAGAAGUGCAGAAUUUAAGAAACAUAGGGAUUGAGAUUGUUCGUAAAUGUGGUCACCUCCCUCUUGCAAUAAAGGUUACCGCUAGUGCUUUGGCAAGCAGAGAUCUAACAGAGAAUGAUUGGAAACGGUUUUUGGGGAAAUAUGCUGGCUCCCGGAGCAUCCUCUCUGAUGAAAUAGAAGGAGCUCUGUAUCUAAGCUAUGAUGAGUUGUCGCAUCGUCUGAAACAGUGUUUCCUUUAUUGUGCUUUGUAUGGUGAAGAUUCUAUCAUUCGGCGUGAUCAAGUUACUUGGUUAUGGAUUGCUGAAGGCUUCAUUGAGGAGCAGCAAGGCCAACUACUAGAAGACAUAGCAGAAGAGUACUACUACGAGCUAAUCCAUCGGAAUCUCCUCCAGCCAUGUAAUGAAUUGUUUGGCCAGGUUGAAUGCAGAAUGCAUGACCUCUUGAGACAACUUGCUCUAAAUAUAUCAAAAGAAGAAUGCUUUAUUGGGGAUGUUGAAACAUUAAGGGGUAGAAAUAUGUUGACACUGCGACGUAUUACUGCUGUCACCAAGAAGGAUAAACUAGUGCUACCUAGGAUGGAUAAGUUUGAAGUUACGGUGAGGACUUUCCGAACUGUGAAUGGUCCACGGAGAAUUGAUGAUACAUUUUUCAAGAGAUUUCUGCUUCUUCGUGUUUUGGUACUGAAUUACUCACUUGCACAAAGCAUUCCAUACCAUAUAGGAAAACUGAUACAUCUACGCCUACUUAAUCUAGAUUAUACUGGCAUAUCUUGUCUUCCGGAAUCCAUUGGCUUGCUACAAAACCUUCAAGUACUGAGCUUGACAGGGUGUGUUGAUCUGCAGAGUCUUCCUUCAGCAUUGACCCUGUUGUGCAAUUUAAGAUGUCUUUAUCUUCUUGACACACACAUAUAUCAGGUUCCAAGAGGGAUAGGAAAACUGAAGUGCCUCACCGAAUUACGAGGAUUUUGUGUUGCUGAUGAAAGUGAAAAUGCUAAUGUACAGGAUGGAUGGAAGUUGGAAGAGUUGUCUUCUAUGUUGCAGAUAAGGCGUCUUAUUCUGGUUAAAUUGGAAAGAGCGGCUCAUGGUAGUACAAAUACAUUGUUGAUGAACAAAGCACAUCUAAAAGAACUAGUACUAUCGUGGAGUCCAUGUGGAUUGGGAUCAUAUUCAGAAGAAGUUGUUAGCAAUUCUGAGAAGGUCUUUGAGCUGCUAAUACCUCCAUGCAACCUGGAAGCCCUAUUUAUUUCACGAUUCUUUGGUCGGCGGUAUCCCACUUGGUUUGAAACCACCUGUUUGUAUUCAGUGAUUCACUUGUCCUUAGUGCAUUUACACUCAUGUGUGGAUCUUCCACCGAUUGGGCAGCUACCCAACUUGAAAUUUUUGAGAAUUGACGGAGCAGAUGCAGUUACCAAGGUCGGACCUGAAUUUGUUGGCUGCGGGAAGGGUGCUCCCAUAUGCAAUGAGUUUGUUGCUUUCCCUAAACUUGAAUGGCUAUUUCUCUUAAAUAUGUGCAACUGGGAGGAGUGGUCUUUUCUUGAGCAAGAUGUUUCUGGUGUUGAACGGGGGGAGGAUGGAGCUGCUGACAUUUGUAAAGCAUCCCAAUCUACACGGUUGCAACUAUUAUCCCGUUUGGAGAGCUUGCACGUAGUAGGUUGCCCUAAGCUGAGGGCUUUCCCGCGACAACUUGGAGAGGAUACCACAAGCUUGAAGGAGCUCAAGUUAUUUGGACUAAACAACUUGAAGGCAUUGGAGGACUUCCCACACCUCACUGAGCUCCUUCGUAUUGAGAAGUGCGAUGGCCUGGAGAGGAUCUCCAACCUCCCUCAAGUGACAGGCCUGCAAUUACAUGGCUGUCUGAACUUAAGCCAUGUAAAGGGGUUGGACAGUUUGCAGCAGCUGGGGCUGGGCGAGGAUAUGCAACAAGAGAUCUCUUCAAACUGGGUGCCUGGGCUUCAAGAGCAGCACCAGCGACUUCAUGGUGAAGAUCUGGAUGCCUACACAUGGUCUACCAGUUAGAUGGCAACCACUGGCACAAGCGUAGGACUGAUGGUGUGGCUCGCUUCGACGGGCAAAGCACCAGAUGUACUAAGUUGAGGAAGCCUGCCAAUGUCGAAGAUGGGCAAGUGUCAUGAUGAUGGAUGUGUAACGAGCUGGUGAAGAAAGAAAUUAUAGUGUCUUCCUUUGGCAAUGUUCCCUGGGAAUACUGUAUCGAAUUUCGUUGUGUUUAUUUUCUGAAUUUGGGCCAGAGGGCUUUGCUGUACUGAACCUCCUGCCUGUGUGAUAUUGUUUCACUUAUUUAUUCCUGAACUGUCGGCUGGAAGGCUUUGCUGUACUGAACAACGAUUUCAUUCUUUUAAUUUCAUUAUAACUGAUGGUUUCAUUCUUUCA
Molecule: messenger RNA, 3871 nt
Organism: Triticum dicoccoides
Lineage: Eukaryota; Viridiplantae; Streptophyta; Magnoliopsida; Poales; Poaceae
Product: putative disease resistance protein RGA4
Exons: 4
Coding region: 443-3499 (1018 amino acids)
Molecular function (GO): ADP binding
Source: RefSeq, a predicted model, not a curated record